Messenger RNA from Pestalotiopsis fici W106-1, 1395 nucleotides. RefSeq lists its product as uncharacterized. NCBI's taxonomy places the organism in Eukaryota, Fungi, Ascomycota, Sordariomycetes, Amphisphaeriales, Sporocadaceae. Bases 1 to 1395 code for a protein of 464 amino acids. Gene Ontology annotation, molecular function: oxidoreductase activity. The record is from RefSeq and is a predicted model, not a curated record. The transcript is spliced from 2 exons.
AUGGGGCCCCGUCCCUCCAACUCACAGACGCCAGUCGCAGUCGUCGGCACUGGCUUAGCUGGUCUCGUAACAGCUUAUCUUCUUCACAAUGACCCACUCCAACGAUUCCACGUUACCCUAUUUGAAAAGCAAGAUCAAAUUUCUUUAAGCGCUGCGUCGGUGACGCUCGAGGAUAGCCAUGGCCGCCGCGACAUUGUCGACGUGCCCGUGCGCGCCUUUGCGCCCGGCUAUUAUCGCAACCUGAAGGCCAUGUUUGAUUUCUUUCGUGUCCCAUACGAAGCGCAAAAGUUUUUGUAUGCCUUUUCCAGUACAUCGCCACGCAAGGGCGACACGCCGCCCUACUAUAUCCAUUCGUCCAAUCUGCACCGCUGGCCGUCCCGUCCAGAGGGGACAUCAUUCUUCAGCAUGUUGGGACAAAUUGUGUAUCUGGGACUCUGCUUGCUGUGGUUGACGUUAUGCUGCGCACUCGUGACCCCGCAGCGCGAUGAGAGCCUCGAGGCAUAUCUCCAACGAACUCGCAUUCCCGAGGGGUUCACCAAGCAUUAUCUCCUCCCCCUUAUUUCAAGUGUGGCGACCUGCUCGCAUCAAGAACUCUUGCGCUUUCCGGCUCAGGAUUUCGUAACGUAUAGGAAUCAAAUACUCGGGAGCCAGCAUUUUUGCCUGGCCAAUGGCAUUCAGGAUGUGCAGCAGAAGUUGAUUGCAGGAAUCGACGUCCGGCUGGCAACCGAGGUGGGCAAAGUUACGCCAACCGACGGGCAAGUGAGACUCCACUGGCGGACUCGAGGCAAGGAUGGAACGGAAAAGAGCGGCAGUCGGGACUUUGCAAACGUGGUGAUUGCGACUUCGCCCGAUGUUGUUGGGUGGCUGGUUCCGCAUUUGGGAGACAUCAUGGCCAAGAUGCCCACCACUCAGGUCAAGACGUGCGUUUUGCAGCCCACGGGAGCCCGGGCAAAGCUUUCAGUGGUGAAGAAUGUUUCGAAUGUGCCCGAAAUAAGGACGGAGCGACGUGCGAACCGGGCUGUUACCGGUACUCAUCUCAUUGCUCUCAAGACGCACACCGAGUCUCCUGCGUGGACAGAGGCGCACCAGCUCUCCCCGAGCGGCGCCUGUGUCGCGGUCAAUGCGCCGGACGAGGAAGAUCGAUCAACUGCUGUCUUGGCCAGGUCUCAAUUUGUACGAACUUUGCGGACAGUCGAGAGUCGGGGAUUGACGAACCGUUUAUUUGGCGAAAUGGUGCAGAAAAUGGGCGAGCCCGUCGAACCGGGCUGGACCAACGGAACUGAUGGUAUUUGGCUUGCCGGAUCUUGGUGUUGGGAUGGAAUGGUUCUGUUGGAGGGUUGUGUUGUCUCUGCUGCGAGGAUUGCGACCCAGCUCGGCGUUGAGAUUCCUUGGUAG